This is a messenger RNA of Physcomitrium patens, 1497 nucleotides long. RefSeq names its product protease Do-like 5, chloroplastic. Gene Ontology annotation, molecular function: serine-type endopeptidase activity. Lineage: Eukaryota; Viridiplantae; Streptophyta; Bryopsida; Funariales; Funariaceae. Gene Ontology annotation, biological process: proteolysis. The record is from RefSeq and is a predicted model, not a curated record.
CUGGUGAUGACAGUCACCUCAGGUUGUCUGGUUGUGAAUUUCCGGCACAUUUUCGCGACACACGCUUCACGAGCAUCAUUUCUGGUGGCGCUCUCGAUGGAAUUGCAUUUUUUUGCACUUUUCCUGUGUUUAUCCAGAGAUUGAGAGGAACUAUGCGAGCUUGUUCGUGUUGAUUUACAUUUUUUGCUUUUGCUUCCAUCUUUCCUCAUCCUCUUAUUCUUAUUCGGCUAUGGAGAUUACUGCUGCGUCGAAUUGUAGUCGCAUCAGUGCCUCGCAUUGUACAGGAAUACUAGAAUCAUUUCGUGUGGAGGGGUUAAGGAUUUGGAGUGCAUCCUCUAGGUUGAACUCGAAGCGGUGUUCAUUGGAUUGCCGAAGUUCCUUGCGGGACGAUGUCGUGUCCAACUUGAAAACUCGAAGGAGGUGUGCUGUGGUGGUAGAAGCUUCUUUAAGUCGUCGUUCUGCCAUGCUGAGCUUGUUGGCUGCGUCUCCGUUGCUCUUCGCGUCACUCUCGCAUGCUCUGGAGCUUCGUUCGGCAGCACCAAAGGAUGAAUUUGACCAGGAGGAGGAAAGCUUGAUAGAGCUCUUUUCGAAAGCAACAAGGUCUGUAGUGUCGGUUCAGAAUGUGCAAACCUUGGGGACCAAAACUGUAGGACAACCUGUGAGUGAAGAUGAUGUGAAGGUGGAAGGCAUAGGCUCGGGUUUUAUCUGGGACAAGUUUGGCCACAUUGUUACAAAUUAUCACGUGGUAGCAAAACUGGCUAUGGAUUCCUCAGGGUGGCAAAAAGUUCAGGUGUCUGUUCUUGGAGGUGAUGGGAAAAUUACAGUGCACGAUGCUUCCCUGAUUGGCAUUGAUUCAAGCCACGAUCUUGCUGUUCUUAAGAUAGAUCCUACUGUGAAGCCUGCUACAUGUGUCCUCUACACGAAUUUGUGUCGAACUAACAGAGAAGCGAUUUUGCUUUUUGAGAUCGAUGCACCGGAAGACAGGUUGACCCCGAUUCCAGUGGGGACAUCUGAAGACAUCCGCGUGGGCCAAAACUGCUUUGCUAUUGGCAAUCCUUAUGGUUUUGAGCACACGCUCACCACUGGGGUGGUCAGUGGAUUAGGACGAGAAAUUCCAUCCCCUGCUGGGCUGCCUAUUCCUGGUGCUAUCCAGACAGAUGCUGCCAUCAACGCUGGAAACUCAGGAGGGCCAUUGUUGGACUCGUUUGGAAGAAUAAUUGGAGUAAAUACUGCUACUUUUACUCGUGCAGGCUCGGGAAUGUCAUCAGGUGUGAACUUCGCCAUCUCAAUCGAUACAGUUCGCAUGCUAGUACCCCGUUUGAUUGUUUACGGGACAGUCUCUUCAACUCAAAUACCUCCUGCCAUCCCAUCGAGGAGUUUAGCAAGACGGUAUAGCACAUAGAAGUGUUGAAAGGACAUGGGAGCGCUCUGAGUGUACUUGUACAAGUUAUAAUCUCUAAACAAGAUUCAUGAAUUCAGACGUUGCAAUUGUGAACA